This is a messenger RNA of Elephantulus edwardii (Cape elephant shrew), 765 nucleotides long. Its product is annotated as olfactory receptor 2AE1-like. Gene Ontology annotation, biological process: G protein-coupled receptor signaling pathway. Gene Ontology annotation, cellular component: membrane. The record is from RefSeq and is a predicted model, not a curated record. Gene Ontology annotation, molecular function: olfactory receptor activity; G protein-coupled receptor activity. The transcript has a single exon. Lineage: Eukaryota; Metazoa; Chordata; Mammalia; Macroscelidea; Macroscelididae. Bases 1 to 765 code for a protein of 254 amino acids.
AUGUACUUCUUGCUUAGCCAGUUGUCCCUCAUGGAUCUGAUGCACGUCUCCAUUACCAUCCCCAAGAUGGCAACCAACUACCUAUCCGGGAAGAAGUCCAUCUCCUUUGUGAGCUGUGCGAUCCAGCACUUCCUCUAUUUGUCUGUAGGUGGGGCAGAAUGUCUUCUCCUGGCCCUCAUGUCCUAUGACCGUUAUGUUGCCAUCUGUCAUCCACUGCGUUAUACUGUCCUCAUGAACAGACAGUUGGCAGUGAGGAUGGCUGUCCUGUCAUGGUUGGGAGCCUCCAUGAACUCUCUAAUUCACACCAUGAUUCUGAUGCACCUGCCUUUUUGUGGAUCUCGGAAAAUCCACCACUUUUACUGUGAGUUUCCAGCUGUUGUCGAGUUGGUGUGUGGCGACAUCACUGUUUAUGAAACCACAGCAUAUAUCAGCACUGUUACAGUUCUCCUCUUUCCCAUCCUCCUGGUUUCUACAUCCUAUGCCUUCAUCCUCUGCAGUGUUAUUCAGAUGCGUUCAGCUGGCAGCAAGAGAAAUGCCUUUGCCACUUGUAGCUCUCACCUCACUGUGGUUUUCCUCUGGUAUGGGGCCUCUAUAUUCUCAUAUAUGAGGCCAAGGGCCCAGCGUACUCCAUUGCAAGACAAAGUUGGCUCUGUGUUCUACAGCAUCAUUACUCCCACACUGAAUCCUUUAAUUUAUACCCUCAGGAAUAAGGAUGUAGCUAAAGCACUGAGAAAAGUACUGAGGAAAGGUAUUAUCAUCCAAUGA